This is a messenger RNA of Morus notabilis, 894 nucleotides long. RefSeq names its product ubiquitin-conjugating enzyme E2-17 kDa. The transcript has 5 exons. Gene Ontology annotation, cellular component: nucleus. Gene Ontology annotation, biological process: protein polyubiquitination. The coding region runs from base 158 to 604 and encodes 148 amino acids. The record is from RefSeq and is a predicted model, not a curated record. Gene Ontology annotation, molecular function: ubiquitin conjugating enzyme activity. NCBI's taxonomy places the organism in Eukaryota, Viridiplantae, Streptophyta, Magnoliopsida, Rosales, Moraceae.
AUUCUAGAACCUCUAGUCUUCAGCCGUAUAAUUAUUAUCACGUUUUGGUUUCCUUCAGAGGUCUUCUUCGUCUUCUCCAUCUCUGCGAAUAAUCUUCACACCUGGUUUUUCUCAAUUUUCAUCGUCCUCUUCCUCUUAGAGCUUCGUCGGUGCAAUAAUGGCGUCAAAACGCAUCUUGAAGGAACUCAAGGACUUGCAGAAGGAUCCUCCUACCUCUUGCAGCGCAGGUCCUGUGGCUGAGGAUAUGUUCCACUGGCAAGCAACUAUUAUGGGGCCUUCUGAUAGCCCAUAUGCGGGAGGCGUAUUUCUUGUUUCAAUUCACUUUCCUCCGGAUUAUCCCUUUAAGCCCCCAAAGGUUGCGUUUAGGACGAAGGUGUUCCAUCCCAACAUUAAUAGCAAUGGAAGCAUAUGUUUAGAUAUUCUUAAAGAACAGUGGAGUCCUGCAUUAACCAUUUCUAAGGUGCUGCUAUCUAUAUGCUCUCUGUUGACAGACCCCAACCCCGACGAUCCACUUGUCCCUGAAAUUGCUCACAUGUACAAGACCGACAGAGGCAAGUACGAAGCCACUGCUCGCAGUUGGACACAGAAGUAUGCCAUGGGAUGAAAGCUGAAACUUGAAAGAGCUCUCUGCAUUUGUACAAGCCAACAAAUGCAUGGAUGCCAAAAGUUCUCAUGGAUGCCAAAAGAGCUCUCAUUGUUUUUUAGUUGAAAUCGGCCAAGGAACUUGGUUCUCAUUUUGUGAAUAUUCAUUUUAAGAUGUUGGAGACUGAAAAAGAAAAAAGAACUAUAAUGUAUGUUUGCUAAGUUCUUGUGAAGUGACUGGUCUGUGAUGUGCUGCUACUCUUAAAUGUUUUGAGAAAUAAUCCUUGGUGGGAACAAUUAGUUUCUAGUCCA